Messenger RNA from Vitis riparia (riverbank grape), 507 nucleotides. Its product is annotated as trichome differentiation protein GL1-like. The coding region runs from base 1 to 507 and encodes 168 amino acids. The record is from RefSeq and is a predicted model, not a curated record. The transcript has 3 exons. NCBI's taxonomy places the organism in Eukaryota, Viridiplantae, Streptophyta, Magnoliopsida, Vitales, Vitaceae.
AUGGGUGGGAAGAUGAGCAACUGGAGAAAGGAUGAUGGUGGAAAACAGAGGAAAUCCAUGAUGGCAAGACCACAGGAGCAGAGACGGCUAUGGACCUCAGAAGAAGACAAUAAGCUCACAGAAUUUAAGCUCAAAUACCCCGAUCGAUCUUGGCCAUAUACUGCACAGCUGGCAGGGCUGGACAGGACUGAUAAGAGUUGUUGGGAGAGGUGGAAUAACCAUCUGAAGUCUGGUGUCAACAAAGAGAACUUCUCCAAAGAGGAAGAUGACAUCAUCAUCUGCAUUCAGCGAAUGCCGGAGCAUAGGAAUAAGUGGGCAUUUAUGGCAAAAAAUUAUCUUCAAGGGCGAACCACUAAUGCUAUCAAGAACCGUUGGAACAACCAUUUGAAGAAGAUGCUUAUAGGUGACCUUGAGCGAUACCUUCUCACGGAUGAUGAGACUAGUGAUCAGUCUGCCCGGGAAGAUGACGUUACGCCUGUGAUCGCCAUGUUUGCUUCUUUGAUUUAG